UAGAUAGUAUUCCAGGUUGAAGCAAUACCUCAAGCCGUGCCCAGUGCCCAGAGCUUUCAAGAUGGACAGAGAUGUGAAGCUGGCUCGACUUCUUGAAACCAUCGGUGAAGGAGCUGAUUUAGACUUUGCGAGAGAGGUGUUGGUAGCCAACAACUGGGAUCUCCAAGCAGCAGCUGCAGUGAUUCUUGGUGAUGGGGUGCCAGUAGCUGCUGCUCCUGUGCCAGCUACAGCUGACCUAGCUGCAGCUAGUACGGCUCCUACCGGCUUGGAGCACACAACCUCCAAUGAAGUUAGGGCACCGAUGCGCACUGGCUUUCACGAGGCUCUGCUGACUCCAGAUGCAGCAGAGCAGGCUCGCCAGGACAAGGCCCGAGAGGAGGAAAGGCUACGAGUGGAGGCUGAAAAGAUUGCUGCAGAAGAAAGAAGGCAAAGGGAGGCGGAAGAAGCACACAAAAAGAACCUGGCACGAAUGGCUGAAGAGCAGCGAGCCGCUGCUGAACGCCAGGCUAUUGAAAGAAAGAAGCAGAAGGUUCAAGAAGAACAGGAAACUCUUCGCAAAGGCAAGGGAAAAAAAGGAAGAAGGAGGGAUGAUGACAGCGAUGAAGACUUGGAGGACAUACCCGUUGACCCUGGUAUAAUGCUCGCAGACCUCUCAAGCCAGCUGGCGAAAGAUGAUGUCAAGGGACCUGUGGAGACUCCCUCCGCAAGGGAAGACGUGAAACAUGGUUCAGUGGAAGUGGCUGAACCAGUUGAGAAGCCAGUGGAGGAGGCGCCGAAAGUAUCGCCUGUGGAAGCGGUGGUGCCGAAAGCUCCACCACUUGCUCCGAAAGAGGCAGCAGAGGCAGUCCCAGAGGUGCCCAAAGAGGAGGAAACGCCACACGAAGAGAAGGCAGAUUCAUGCGUCUCGGCGCUGAGGGCACUGCGGAAGAAGUACCGGGAGGCCGAACCUGCAGCACUUGCAGCCUGUUUCAGGACACUCAACGACCUGUUGCGCAAUGUGAUUGACCAUCCACAGGAGUCCAAGUACCAGCGCAUCAAGGCUGAGAAGUUCAGGAGCAGAGUUGGCAAUCUCGAGGAGGCCAUCGCAGUGGUAGAGGCCUGUGGAUUCCACCCUGACGCCUCCAAGGAAUUUCUGACCAUGGACCCUGACUACGCCAGGACUCAGGGCCUUCGUUUACGAGAAAACAAGCGAAAGAUUGAGUUGUUGCUCAGCGAAUUGGAGAACGCUGGUUUCUGAUGCUUUCUGACUACUGUAACCCAUCAAGUCAAAUCAAGUCUCAGGCUUUGCGAUGCAAAGAGUUUUCGCCUAAUACAGGCCUUGCAUCGCAGGACCCGUGUGCCUCUGGAGUCAAAA
This is a messenger RNA of Cladocopium goreaui, 1354 nucleotides long. The record is from the annotation of a GenBank genome assembly. NCBI's taxonomy places the organism in Eukaryota, Dinophyceae, Suessiales, Symbiodiniaceae.